Mixia osmundae IAM 14324 is the source of this 1050-nucleotide messenger RNA. RefSeq lists its product as uncharacterized. The transcript is spliced from 2 exons. The record is from RefSeq and is a predicted model, not a curated record. The coding region runs from base 357 to 785 and encodes 142 amino acids. NCBI's taxonomy places the organism in Eukaryota, Fungi, Basidiomycota, Mixiomycetes, Mixiales, Mixiaceae.
AUCGGCGAGCCUGCCGUGAGCUCAUGAAGUGACAACCAAGUCAAGAGAGCGCAGUUCCUGAGCAAGCUGAGCAUAUCGUCAGAGCGACGUUUGGAACAGGCGACUCAGGCUGGAAGAGGGGACAUGCUCCUGCCGUCGUCAGGCAACAUUGACAUGCCGAAGAACCAGGAUGGUAGAUGCAGACGUGGCAAGCCUGCGAGAUCGAUAAGGGCGAUCGGCUGUUCUCUAGACGGGAUUGCCGAAACUGUGGAGAGUCGCUAUUUUUAGGUGUGGCUCUCUAUCGACUAUCGCUUUCGGGCCUAUCACUUCGAUUUCGGUCUCGCGCUCGGCACAUAUACGCAAGGAGCACUCGCAGAAUGGUGAGACUAGCCACUGGACUGAUCAUCGCCUCACUCGCAGCGCUCGCCGCUGGUCAAUCACAGUCAGUCGUCUCCAUACGUUCUCCGAGCUUGCCCCGAACAGAUGCAUCCUCAUCUGGAGAGACGUCCACAUCUGUGCCUCGCAUGGGUAGCUCGACGGCGUCCAUCUCGGGCGCGACAGCUUCGAGCGCGACGGUCACUUCCAGGGACGGUAGCACGACCACUGUAGCCAUCACGAGCGGCACGACGACCUCGAGCGAAUCUGUCACGACGCCCAACUCCUCUUCUGGCUCGGCUGAUGCGUCUGUUCUGACGAGCACGCCAACGACGACGUCACUGUCUGGCGCGCCCCAUGCGAUUGAUUUCCGUCUGGACUGGCUCUGUGCUGCUAGCGGCCUCGCUCUGGGCGCCUUCUGGGCUUUCUAGACACCGCACGCCAUUGUGUAGGUGUACAGCCUCGUCAACUGGCGCUGUCUGCCACACUUACCCAACGGGGCAAUCUGUCGCCGUCACAUCGGAGCAUCCUUGCAUCACCGGAGCUCUUAUCAAUGCAUUCUUGCACUCUCUCCACAAGGUCCAGCGUGGGACUGCGAUGGUCAACAGGCGGCGUCUGCUGGCUUGUACUGCAUCCCUUCAGGGAAACAAGCCAACAGGCGCAGUGAUUUGUGAUUCCCAUGCAGAAGUGUGCCAU